GCUCCUGUUAUGUUUCUCCCUAUCUCUCUUACAUUCCUUUGUUGUCUCCGUCUCUCUCCCUCUCUUUCUCUUCAACCUUUCAACUCCUCUCUUUCAAAUUUAUCCUUUCGUCAUCUUCAUCUUCUACACGGUAUCGUUUCUUCUGUUUAAUAAUUAUAUAUAAAAAAGAAACCCUAUUUUCGGUUUACGAAUCUAGGUUUAUUAUUUAUUAUGUUUAUUAUCGAAGUUUAAUUCUUUGAUAGCAACACGUUUAGUAGGGUUUUCAAAAUUAAAAGCAAAAGAAUUGGGGGAGUUAUGUAUAGAGAUCGAGGAGGUGGGGCGAAAUCGGAAUUAGUUGGCGGAUCUUUGGAUCGAAAGCGUAUAAAUGAUGCUCUGGAUAAGCACUUAGAGAAGUCCUCCCCUUCUACUUCCAGGGCUUUGAGUUCUAAGGAUAAGGAAAGAUUGUCCAUUCCUUCUACUUCCACGGGUAAAUCGCAGCUCGAUCAUCGCGAUUCUCGCUCUGCUUCGAUUGCGAAGAACAAGUGCUCAGAUGAGGAAUCAGAAACAGACAGUGAAGAAUCAGAUGUUAGUGGUUCAGAUGGAGAUGAUACAUCUUGGAUCUCAUGGUUUUGUAAUUUGAGAGGGAAUGAAUUCUUCUGUGAAGUUGAUGACGAAUACAUCCAAGAUGAUUUUAAUCUCUGUGGACUGAGCAGCCAAGUUCCAUACUAUGAUUAUGCUCUUGAUCUAAUAUUGGAUGUUGAAUCUUCUCAUGGUGAUAUGUUCACAGAAGAACAGAAUGAAUUGGUGGAAUCAGCAGCAGAAAUGCUGUAUGGUCUCAUUCAUGUCCGAUAUAUAUUGACCAGCAAGGGAAUGUCUGCAACGUUAGAGAAGUACAAAAACUAUGAUUUUGGGAGAUGCCCUAGAGUUUACUGUUGUGGACAACCGUGCCUUCCUGUUGGUCAAUCAGACAUUCCUCGUUCAAGUACUGUUAAAAUAUACUGUCCAAAAUGUGAAGAUAUAUACUAUCCUCGAUCAAAGUACCAAGGCAAUAUUGAUGGUGCAUAUUUUGGGACUACAUUUCCUCAUCUUUUUCUGAUGACAUAUGGACACUUAAAGCCGCAAAAGGCAACACAGAGUUAUGUCCCAAGAGUUUUUGGCUUCAAGCUCCACAAGCCUUGAGUCUGGAGUUGCUUGGUCCAAUUGCAUUGAGUUGCCCUCUUGUCCUUCUGCAGUGGUAUAACAUAUACGCAUUGAUCAGAUGCUUCUGUUGAAGUAUGAAAGGCCCUAAGUGAGGUAAAUUGAGGCAGUUCAACUCGGAGAGUUGUAACAAUUGAUCUGAAAGUGAAAAAAUGUUUAAAAUGCUAGAUGGCCUACUAGUACAGUAAACCUAUCUUUAAAUUUUAUUCCUGCAUUUAACGGAGCGUUUGUAAGCUUAUUUGGUUUACUGCUUUGAAGACUGUUUGAAGCGCUUUACAUUGUA
Molecule: messenger RNA, 1459 nt
Organism: Mangifera indica (mango)
Lineage: Eukaryota; Viridiplantae; Streptophyta; Magnoliopsida; Sapindales; Anacardiaceae
Product: putative casein kinase II subunit beta-4
Exons: 5
Coding region: 295-1158 (287 amino acids)
Cellular component (GO): cytoplasm; protein kinase CK2 complex
Molecular function (GO): protein kinase regulator activity
Source: RefSeq, a predicted model, not a curated record